CUAAAAACUGUAAAAACAAAAACAAAAAAAAACUAUUGUAGUCAUGACGGGGAAGAAGCUAAAUCUAGCUUACAUUUCCAAUGACUCAGUGAGGAAAAGAACACUAAAUAAAAGGAAGAAAGGACUUCUGAAGAAACUUGAUGAGCUCAAGAUUCUCUGUGAUGUUGAUAUGUGUGCGGUCAUCUACAGUCCAUACAACUCAACACCAGAGGUAUGGCCAUCAAACUCGGAGGUGCAUAAAGUGAUGGAGAAGUUCGAGAAGGUACCAGAGGAGGAGCGGACAAAGAGAUUGGUUAACCACGAAGAGUAUCUCAUUCAGGCAAUCACAAAAGUCAAAAGUAAGAUUCAAAGAUUAACUGAAGAUAAUAAUGACAAACUUAUGAAAGAGCUCAUGUUCGCUCGUCUUAAUGAGGACAUGGGAGAUUUGGCUAUAGAUGAUAGUAAUCGUGGUAUCUUGUGUGAGUUUAUUGAUGGAUAUCUCAGGAAAGUUUAUCAUCAUAGAAACGUAGCUCUAAAAGAUCUGCAUCUUGAAACCGGUGAAUCUUCUUCAAUGGCUAUGGCCAUGGACAUGCCACCAAUCGCUAUGGCUGAAGCGGGCUCUUCCUCUUUCUUCAACUCUCCUCAACAAACCAACGAGUUUCAGCCGCUAGUCACUUUAAACUAUGGACCAGAACAUAUUAGUUCUCAUGGAAGUCAGUCUCUGAAUGUUCCAACCUUCAACUUUUCUCAACAAACCAAUGAAGUGCAGCCUACAAUCUCUUCAAACCAGGGGGUAGAACAUGUUCAUUAUCUUGGAAAAAACUUUAUGAGUGCACCAAUCUUCAAUUCUCCUCGACUAACCAAUGAGUUGCAACCUCUGGUCACUUCAAACCAGGGACUAGAACAUAAUAGUUCUCAUGGAAGCCAGUUUCUGAAUGUCCCAACCUUCAAAUUUUCUCAACAAACUAAUGAAGUGCAGCCUACAAUCUCUUCAAACCAGGGGCUAGAACAUGUUUAUUCUCUAGGAAACAACUUUAUGAAUGCACCAAUUUUCAAUCCUCCUCAACAGACCAACGAGAUCCAGCAGCCCAUAAUCUCUUCGAACCAGGAAGCUAACCAUGUUGAGUCUCUCGCAAGUGAUCUAUUCCCAUUUAGCAACCAUGGAGUUAAUACUCAAGUUAUGAAUCAGGAUGAAGUUCACUAUCCACUAAAUCAACAAGAUUGGCACGAUGAGGAGAUGAUGAAACAUUCUCAGCAAGCAUGUUUUCCUUGGAUGGAAGAAAAUAACCAUUACAAUCACCACCAGCUCUAAACCAUCUUCAUUGAUCCGGUGGACGUAAAAGACAGCAAUAUUUCUAUGUUAUUUUUUUACCAGUCUUUGAUUUGAUAUGUCUUAUCCUUUUUGUUUGUCAGCUUUGAAUUUUCUAAUUUAUGUUUUAUCUAUCAUGUCAGAAAUGUUAAGUGGUAAAAUAUGAGUUCAGAGUGAGACUCUAAAGAGUCAUUUGUGUUGUUUA
Molecule: messenger RNA, 1493 nt
Organism: Raphanus sativus (radish)
Lineage: Eukaryota; Viridiplantae; Streptophyta; Magnoliopsida; Brassicales; Brassicaceae
Product: agamous-like MADS-box protein AGL80
Exons: 2
Coding region: 44-1291 (415 amino acids)
Molecular function (GO): DNA binding; protein dimerization activity
Source: RefSeq, a predicted model, not a curated record